AUGGCACCGCAUUCAGUACUCGAGCUCCCAGAGAUUGCGCUGCAUAUCUAUCAAUUCCUCGAUGUCGAGGACUGUUUUUCUUCCGUCCAAGUGUCUCGACUCUGGAACAAGAUCCUUCAGCCCCUUCUUCCCUCGGGUAAACUUCACUGGGCCGACGCCCUCCCAGAGGAGGAACGCGAUGACAUUCUUCAGGACCUCUAUCAUGACAACAUCCGCACGCUCGAGUGUAGCUUGAAAGUUUUUAAAGGCAGGGCUAUCUGGUACAAACUUGAGCGUGACGAGCAGGCGAGAGUUUGGGCGCCUAUGAAGGCUGCGCUGAUUGCAGGAAAGGACUCUGAUAGCGGUAAAGAGUUCUAG
Molecule: messenger RNA, 357 nt
Organism: Gamsiella multidivaricata
Lineage: Eukaryota; Fungi; Mortierellomycota; Mortierellomycetes; Mortierellales; Mortierellaceae
Exons: 1
Coding region: 1-357 (118 amino acids)
Molecular function (GO): protein binding
Source: RefSeq, a predicted model, not a curated record